AUGAAAGAGAAAGGGAGAAGUGAUGAUCAGUCUAUUGAAUCGGAAUCAAGCCUUACUUUGAGUGAUCGUUUUCAUCCCUACAAGAAGAAACAACAGAUGACCACCUCUCCUCCUAUUCCUUCAAGGCAACUGAACACAAGUAACAAUAGGAGAGUGGAACGAUCUCUGAUGAAUACUCAGAGGAUAUUUGCAUCAACAAGUGAUGAGUCAACAGCCUCUUCUUCUCUUCAUUUGGAGAAUUUCAAAAAGGCUAUUCACACCACCUACUCUUCAUCAUCGAGUCAAGAAGAAGUUGUAGAAGCAAAGAAUAGAUGUAUCGAGUUAGACAUUUCAAAGGAUAUCAACCUAGUUAGAGAAGAGGAUUUUGAAUUUUUGGAUAAUAUUGAUUUUUCAGAUUGUUUAGAAUUAGAAAUAUUCGAUUUUGACCAAAGCAGCUUUAGUAUCAACAAGGCUACAUCAUUGGAUGGUGUAAGCACGAGUUGUCAAUCUUCACCAGAUAUCUUUCUAAAGCCUCGAUGUAAAGAACCAUCAAUUGAGUGGGAUAAUCAUGAUGAUGAUGACUUGUUUCAAAUCAUCACACCAACUAGUACUAGUCCUUCCAAUAGGGAAAUAAGCACAUUAGAACUCUUACUUGAAACACCUUUGGAAAAUCUAUUGUAUCAUAAUAUAGAUAAUAACGAAUGA
Naegleria gruberi is the source of this 684-nucleotide messenger RNA. RefSeq lists its product as uncharacterized. The record is from RefSeq and is a predicted model, not a curated record. The transcript has a single exon. The coding region runs from base 1 to 684 and encodes 227 amino acids. Lineage: Eukaryota; Heterolobosea; Eutetramitea; Acrasida; Naegleriidae.